AUGAAGGAAAGGUUGCAGACAACAGAUCAUCUGGCUAGAAUUGGUGUUUGUGAGUCAUCUCUAUGUCUGAUUUGUGGGUUGGAGCUAGAGGACCACAACCAUCUGUUUUUUGACUGUCAGUAUAGCAGGAAUGUUUUGGAGAGGCUCAAGAGUUGGGUUGGAAUUGGUGGAAGGACAACUAAUGUGCAGGGGAUCACUAAAUGGAUUAUGAGAUGUGGCGCUUCAAAAUUUCAGAAGCAGGUGAUGCUUACUGUUAUUAGUGCUGCAGUUUACAAAAUCUGGUGGACUAGAAACAUGGUAAUAUGGCAACAACAUGUCUUAUGUGCAGAGAAUUCAACUAAUUUUGUUCAACGAAAUGUAGUGGAAAGAGUGUAUAGCAUUUUGCCUAAUAAAGUGUCGAAAGCAUGCAGAUAG
Beta vulgaris subsp. vulgaris (sugar beet) is the source of this 414-nucleotide messenger RNA. RefSeq lists its product as uncharacterized. Lineage: Eukaryota; Viridiplantae; Streptophyta; Magnoliopsida; Caryophyllales; Amaranthaceae. The transcript has a single exon. The coding region runs from base 1 to 414 and encodes 137 amino acids. The record is from RefSeq and is a predicted model, not a curated record.